This is a messenger RNA of Dermacentor silvarum, 729 nucleotides long. RefSeq names its product glutathione peroxidase. The record is from RefSeq and is a predicted model, not a curated record. The transcript has a single exon. Gene Ontology annotation, biological process: response to oxidative stress. Gene Ontology annotation, molecular function: glutathione peroxidase activity. Lineage: Eukaryota; Metazoa; Arthropoda; Arachnida; Ixodida; Ixodidae. Bases 47 to 709 code for a protein of 220 amino acids.
UCGAUUGUGACUGCUACGGUGUGCUGCUUCUCUGGAGUGCCAGAAAAUGCAAGUUGUGUUUGCAUUUAUCACCUGUGCUUCGUGCAUCGCUGCUACAGGCGUGUUAGCGGAAGAAGAAAGUGACCUGCUGAGCUGCCCAGCUAACCUAUUAGCUGAACCAUUGUCACCGGGCCGUGACAUGGCUUCGGGGGAAAAUUGGAAGGAUGCCUGCUCCGUCUACGAUUUCACCGCGGAAGAUAUCAAGGGCGUGAACGUCUCCCUUAGAAAAUACGCCGGUCACGUUGUACUGGUAGUGAAUGUUGCCUCUCGAUGUGGCUUCACCGACUCCAACUACAGGCAGCUGCAGGCACUGCACGACAAGUACGCUUCCAACGAUCCACCUCUGAGCAUCCUGGCAUUUCCCUGCAACCAGUUCGGAAGUCAGGAACCUGGGAGCAACGCGGAAAUAGAGGACUUCUGCAAGUCGACGUACGAUGUUAAGUUCGACAUGUUCGCCAAAGUGGACGUGAACGGCGACGGCGCUCACCCGCUUUGGAAGUUUCUCAAGCAUCGUCAAGGGGGUACCUUGGGCGACGAAAUCAAAUGGAACUUUACCAAAUUCCUUGUUAACAAGUCUGGACAGCCUGUAGGUAGAUACUCGCCAACGACAGCGCCCAGUGCUAUUGAAAAUGACAUCAAGAAGCUGCUUGCUGGUUCUUCGCAACUCUGAACUCACACUGGGGCAUGUGA